AUGUUGUCGAUCGAGCAGAAGUAUAACAUCUGCCUAAUGGCAGAGAAGCAUCCGAAGUGGACACAAUUGGAUUUGGCUAAAUGGGCUUUCGAUAUUUUCCAGCUAGACAAGAAACCAUCGCAAGGGACUGUAUCGAGGUUAUUGGCUAAUAAAGAUACUUAUAUGAAUGCAAAGAAACAUGAGAAGCAUGCAAAUAGACUGAGAAGACAAAACAAUUUUUUGGUACGACGGAUACUACAAGAGUGGUUGUACCAGAGCAUUUGGAAUGAUAUGCCUGUAAGCAUCCAUAUCUUACAAGUUACUUCACAAUCAAUUUGGUUAAAUAUCCCAUCACAGUAUAGAGAAGGUAAUGGGAUAUUCAGUUAUAGAUACAUAGUGAACUUUUUGUCAAAAUUAAAUUUGAAUAGUCAGGUUUUGGAUGCAAGUCAUAAGUUAAAACCAAAGAAAAUUUGGAGGUUCGAAGAAAGAUCGGAAUUGAAACAGCUGCUUGACACUUUCAAUAGUGAUGAUAUAUUUACAGUGGAUGAGACAUUUCUAGCAUACAACCUACCACUGGAUUAUAACCAGUAUGAAUCAAGUAAGAUUCAAAGUAGACUCGAAGUCCUUACAAUGAUGUUAUGUUCUAAUACCUCGGGGUCAGAAAAGCUUAAGCCAUUAGUAAUAGGAAAAUAUAAUAACUAUUCGAGUUUCAAAAAUUAUUUCCCUGAUUCAUCUACCGCCAAUCAAAAUAACACAGGGGAAGAAUCUUCAGUUGGAUCAAAUCAGAAUUUAGGAAGAAAAAUGUCAAAGAUGUUUAAUAUAUCAUACAGAAGCAAUUCAAGAUUAAUUCUAACCAGUAAUAUUUUUCACGAUUGGCUGGUGAGAUGGGAUAAAAGGCUGAUCUCAAAUGAUAGAAAGGUUUGUCUUAUAUUAGAUGAUUCUUGUUCACAUAGAAUCGUCAAUUCUCAAUUAUCAAAUAUCACAUUAGUUUACACAUGCGCAGCAACAAAAUUCUUACCUUUUAAUUGGGGUGUUUUGGACGAAUUCAAAAUAAGAUAUAGAAUAAAGCAGUACGAUGCUUUAAUUGAUCUACAACAAAGAAUGAUCCAGAAGACUUCAAAGCGACAACUGAUUAAUUUUGAGCAAAGUGAGCUUACAAUGUCAAACGCUUUUAAAUUUAUUGAACAAGUGUGGAAAGAAAUCCCAGCAGAAACAAUAAGUUCAAGUUGGAGAUGUUCUGGUAUAAUUUCAUCCAACAAACUUCCGAAAGCAAAUUCUGCAGGAAUAGCAUUCAAAAGAAAUACUCAAUUAGAUGAGGAAUUAGCUAAGAAAUGCGAAUUAUUUGAUUGUGUAAAAAAGUGGGAUUAUGAAUUGCUCUUAGACUUAAAUAUUGAAAAUAAAUAUAGAAAUCUUUUGAAUUCAAAAGAGAUCAUAGAAAGUGCUAUAGUUGAAGAAUUUGAGCCAGAAUUUCAUUCAUACAAAGUUAAUGCAAACAAAAUUAGAGCCAAUAAAUAUAGUCCUAGCCAUUACCAUUCUAGAACUGACAUACCUAAUAAUAAAAUAUGUUGCUCUCCUAGAAUUGACACAAAUAGUAACAAUCUAAUGGGAACAAAUGAAUUACAGCUCGCAGAUUUAGAUAGAGAAUCGUUAAAUUUCGACACCAAAAAAAUAAUGUCUGAAUUUUCUUCAAACAAGAAAGAUAUUAAUCUAGAACCUUCCUUUGAGAUUGAAAAGUUUUUAGAAGAGACGACAGAUAAUCUGGAUAAUAAUUUAUUUAAUGUCAGUACUUUGAUCGACAAUCCUGAUCUAUUUAUUAUGCCAACGAUGGACUUUCAGUUUCAACCGUCAUCAUCGAUGACGAAUAUUGACCAACAGUUCCCUCAAAAUACAUUGCCAGUUGUAACAAAUAACACUAUCGUGGAUCCAAUUUUAGUUAAAAAUCCUCCUGAAAUGUUAACUACAUUAGGUACGAGUGAAACACCCGAAGAACAUGACUGUACAUCUUUAUCAAAUAAUUUAUCUAAUAACAUGUUUACAUCCAGAAAUAUCAAUAAAGUUUCCAUGAAUGUCGACCAAAACCAAAAUAUUGUUACCAACACUACCGAUCCUAAUAUGAAUGAAACAUUAUUUAUACUAGAAGAAACUAAAAACAAUUCGGAAAAUAUAAACAUUAUAAAAGCACUCGAAUAUAUUUUAAACCGUGCAGAAAACAAGCACAAUAUAAUACUUUCUGAUCAGUCAAUUACAGAAAUCCGUUCAAAUAUUUCAUAUCUCAAAAACAAAAUCAAUAAACCACCAAAAAACAAUUUAGCAUCAAGAUACGACAAUUAUAUUCAAGAUAUUUUAGAUGAUCAAUUAAAUCUAAAGUAUCUACACGAUACUAAUUCAGGUACAUAUAAAUCAUAG
This is a messenger RNA of Tetrapisispora phaffii CBS 4417, 2385 nucleotides long. RefSeq names its product transposase. The transcript has a single exon. The record is from RefSeq and is a predicted model, not a curated record. Gene Ontology annotation, cellular component: nucleus. The coding region runs from base 1 to 2385 and encodes 794 amino acids. NCBI's taxonomy places the organism in Eukaryota, Fungi, Ascomycota, Saccharomycetes, Saccharomycetales, Saccharomycetaceae. Gene Ontology annotation, molecular function: DNA binding.